AUGACGAAGGAUGCAGCAAAUGGUAGGCUAAAUGCGGAAAAGGAGGCAGUCGUUAAUGAGUUCCAGAAAUUACGAGAGCAACAGAGAGAACUCAUAAUUGAAGUCGCACGAGUAGAGGAGGAUCGAAGAGAGCACAAACGAGUAUUGGAUGCACUCGAAACUAUGGAAGAUGAUGCGAAUUGUUAUCGGUUGAUCGGUGGUUCCUUAGUACAGUAUCAAGUGGUAGCUAUUAGGCCUAUUCUAAGCACGAAUCUUGCUGGUCUUGAAAAGCUUUGCACUUCAUUGAAGGAUCAACUUGAACAGAAGGGAAAAGAACUUGAUGAUUAUAGCAACAAACACAAUAUUCAUUUCAUCACCGAUAGAGAGAUCUAUGAAAUGGAAUCAGAAAGUAAAGCUGAAAGGAAGAAAUAG
Messenger RNA from Dracunculus medinensis (Guinea worm), 411 nucleotides. Lineage: Eukaryota; Metazoa; Nematoda; Chromadorea; Rhabditida; Dracunculidae. The record is from the annotation of a GenBank genome assembly.